Staurois parvus is the source of this 466-nucleotide messenger RNA. NCBI's taxonomy places the organism in Eukaryota, Metazoa, Chordata, Amphibia, Anura, Ranidae. The record is from the annotation of a GenBank genome assembly.
AGGAGAUGACCAGAGACUGCGGACACAGUACAGGAGAUGACCAGAGACUGAGGACACAGUACAGGGGAUGACCAGAGACUGCGGACAGUACAGGAGAUGGCCAGAGACUGCGGACACAGUACAGGAGAUGGCCAGAGACUGCGGACACAGUACAGGAGAUGGCCAGAGACUGCGGACACAGUACAGGAGAUGGCCAGAGACUGCGGACACAGUACAGGAGAUGGCCAGAGACUGCGGACACAGUACAGGAGAUGGCCAGAGAUUGCGGACACAGUACAGGAGAUGACCAGAGACUGCGGACACAGUACAGGAGAUGACCAGAGACUGCGGACACAGUACAGGAGAUGACCAGAGACUGCGGACACAGUACAGGAGAUGACCAGAGACUGCGGACACAGUACAGGAGAUGACCAGGGACUGCGGACACAGUACAGGAGAUGACCAGAGACUGCGGACACAGUACAGG